AUGAUUAAACAAAAUCAGACCCAGGUGACUGAAUUCAUCUUUUCAGGGUUCACAGAUCAUCCAGAAUUACAAAUUGUUCUCUUUAAUAUAUUCUUGAUGAUUUAUAUCAUUACACUGAGUGCAAAUCUAGGGAUGAUCCUGUUGAUCAAGAUCGAUCCCCAGCUACAUACUCCAAUGUACUUCUUUCUCAGUCAUUUGGCCUUCCUGGAUGCCAGCUAUUCUUCAACUGUUACCCCCAAGGCAAUAGCAGAUUUUUUAGCUGACAAGAAAACCAUUUCGUGGGCUGGAUGUCUUAUACAAUUUUUUAUGUUUGUUGCAUUGGUGACCACUGAAUUGUUUUUGCUAUCAGCCAUGGCCUAUGAUCGAUAUGUGGCUAUUUGUCAUCCAUUGCUUUAUUCCAGAAUUAUGUCCAAAAAGUGCUGUGUUUCCUUAGUAGUUGGCGUCUAUAGCUAUGGAUUUGUAAACUCCAUAAUCCAGACAGCAUUAACAUUCCAGUUAUCCUUCUGUGGUCCAAAUUUAAUUAACCACUUUUACUGCAAUGAUCCACCACUUCUAGCUUUAUCCUGCUCUAACACUCAGCCAAAAGAAAUCCAGCUUUUUGCCUUGAGUACUAUCAAUUUAACUGGGUCCCUCUUCACAGUCAUCAUCUCCUAUAUCUAUAUUCUCAAUGCCAUCUUCAGAAAACCUUCUACUAGCGGAAGACACAAAGCCUUCUCUACCUGUGCCUCUCACCUGACUGCUAUUGUGAUUUUCUAUGGCACCCUCUUCUUCAUGUAUGUGCAACCAAGCUCUUCUCAUUCUCUGAAUUAUGACAAAGUAAUUUCUGUGUUGUAUGCUGUUGUGAUCCCCAUGCUGAACCCCCUUAUCUAUGUUUUGAGAAACAAAGAAGUUAAAGGAGCCUGGAGAAGAAUAAAGAUUAAGAAAUUGUUUUUUAUAAUAUGA
Messenger RNA from Thamnophis sirtalis, 942 nucleotides. RefSeq names its product olfactory receptor 5M5-like. Gene Ontology annotation, biological process: G protein-coupled receptor signaling pathway. The record is from RefSeq and is a predicted model, not a curated record. Gene Ontology annotation, cellular component: membrane. Lineage: Eukaryota; Metazoa; Chordata; Lepidosauria; Squamata; Natricidae. Gene Ontology annotation, molecular function: olfactory receptor activity; G protein-coupled receptor activity.